Messenger RNA from Williopsis jadinii, 1263 nucleotides. RefSeq names its product mitogen-activated protein kinase kinase PBS2 (gene PBS2). The annotation marks the transcript as partial. Gene Ontology annotation, biological process: protein phosphorylation; cellular hyperosmotic response; MAPK cascade. Gene Ontology annotation, molecular function: ATP binding; MAP kinase kinase activity. The transcript has a single exon. Lineage: Eukaryota; Fungi; Ascomycota; Saccharomycetes; Phaffomycetales; Wickerhamomycetaceae. The record is from RefSeq and is a predicted model, not a curated record.
GCUAGAAUGCCCAAGACCAAACAGUCGUUAUCAAUGCGUCGUGGUAUGAAACUACCUGGUGGCUUACCUGGAGCAACACCUUUGGUUAGCGGUAAUGCUAGUGCUGAUACAAAAGACGAUAUCACUACAAAUAGCGCUGGCGAUUCCAACUCCGUAUCAAACCUACUGAGUAAGAAAUCAAAACAACCUCUCCAGCCACAACAGCAGCAACCUUCAUUACAAUUGAAAGGUUUAUUUGCAAACUUUUCCAAAUACAUCGAUAUCAAAUCUGGGUCUUUGAACUUUGCAGGCAAGUUAUCCUUGGACUCAAAGGGUAUCAAUUUUAACGGUACCAAGUUCAACAUCUCUGCAGAUGAUUUGGAAUUCAUCGAAGAACUUGGGCGUGGUAACUAUGGUACUGUGAGUAAAGUGUUACAUAAACCAACUGGAAUUAUCAUGGCGAUGAAGGAGGUUAGAUUGGAGUUGGAUGAUUCGAAGUUCAGACAGAUUUUGAUGGAGUUGGAGGUGCUACACAAGUGUAAUAGUCCGUACAUUAUCGACUUCUAUGGUGCGUUCUUCGUGGAAGGUGCUGUGUACAUGUGUAUGGAAUUCAUGGAUGGUGGCUCUCUUGAUAGAAUCUACGGUGACGGUGUCGACGAGCCUCACCUUAAGUACGUUGCUGAUAGUGUCAUAAGGGGGUUGAUGGAGUUGAAAGAGAAGCACAACGUCAUCCAUAGGGACGUCAAACCUACAAAUAUAUUGGUGAACACCGCUGGUAAAGUGAAACUAUGUGACUUUGGUGUUUCUGGAAACCUGGUUGCAUCACUUGCAAAGACAAACAUUGGUUGUCAGUCCUAUAUGGCUCCUGAGAGAAUCAAAUCACAAAGUCCAGACGACGUUGCGUACACCGUUCAAUCUGACAUUUGGUCCCUGGGACUCUCGAUACUGGAAACUGCAAAGGGAUGCUACCCAUAUCCACCAGAAACCUUCAACAACAUCUUUUCGCAGUUGAGUGCCAUUGUCGAUGGUGAACCACCAAAGCUACCCGAUGGGUUCUCGCCGUUGGCUCAUGACUUCAUAGCUCACUGUCUCGAUAAGAUCCCAGAGAGAAGACCAAAUUACGCCCAGCUGCUGAAGCACCCAUGGUUUGCAGAUAUGAUAGAUCAAGCUGAAAUGUCCCACUACGUCAAACUGAGAAUCAAAGAGGCCAAACAGGAAAAGACAAAACAGGACAAAGAGGACUUCAAGCAGUUGAAUCAGAAGCUGAAACCACCAUUACAUAGA